AUGGGGUUCCAGAGGCAGGGCGGGGUUCCAGAGGCAGGACGGGGUUCCAGAGGCAGGACGGGGUUCCAGAGGCAGGAUGGGGUUCCAGAGGCAGGACAGAAUUCCAGAGGCAGGACGGGGUUCAAGAGGCAGGAUGGGGUUCCAGAGGCAGGACGGGGUUCUAGAGGCAGGAUGGGGUUCCAGAGGCAGGAUGGGGUUCCAGAGGCAGGACCGGGUUCCAGAGGCAGGAUGGGCAUCAGAGAUUGUGCCUUUCUUCCCAGCCAGACUCGAUCCGGCGUGCUGUCGGCAAGCAGACACGAGGCCACGAGUCCCGCCGAGGCUCGGCUGAGUUCACAUUUUGGUCAAAGCCGGGUGUCGCUGUCAAAUGUGACGUUGUUGCUCAUACUGAUCGAGCUUUUGGGUCCAGACUUCACAGAGACGCACUACACAGAAGACGGACGGCCGGUCACUGUCAGGCCUUCCAGCUACACUGAUCACUGCUUUUACCACGGGCAGGUCAGCGGACAUCCAGGAUCCUGGUUAGCGCUCAGCACCUGCUCAGGAGUCAGGGGCCUGAUUUUCUUGAAUUCUACUCACACGUACUACCUGGAACCGAUGACCGGUCUGAAUCCUCACCAUCAUUCCCUGUUGAACGCUGAAGACCUGCCAGUCACAGGAGGAAGCUGCGGCCACGCCCAUCAGACCGUGUGGUCCGACAACAUGUCCAGCCUGCUGAAAGCGUUUCAUCCCAGGAUAAAAAGAAACACUUGGGGCACCACAAAGUACAUGGAGCUGUACGUGGUGGCUGACAGCGCACUGUUCAAACGCCAGAAUAAAGACUAUGACAAAACCAGGCAGAGGAUCAUGGAGGUCGCCAAUUAUGUGGACAAGUUCUACAGGGCUCUGAAUAUCCGCGUCCCUCUGAUUGGUCUGGAGAUUUGGAAAUAUCGGGAUCAGUGCAUCGUCACCGCGGAGCCGAACGCCACCUUGUGGUCAUUUCUUCAGUGGAGGCAAAAACUGAAAUCCCACAAGAAACACGACAACGCUCAGCUGCUCACAGGUGUGAUCUUCAAAGGGACCACCAUCGGGAUGGCACCACUGGAGGGGAUGUGCAGCCUGGAAAAUUCUGGAGGCAUCAAUGUGGACCACUCCGAGUUGUCCGUCGGUGCUGCAGCCACCAUGGCCCACGAGAUCGGCCACAACUUUGGCAUGAGCCACGACCACGACGGCUGCUGUGUGGAGGCCAGCGCUGAGCAAGGAGGCUGUGUGAUGGCCGCCGCCACGGGGCACCCGUUCCCGCGGGUUUUCAGCCACUGCAGCAAGCGAGACCUGGACAGCUACUUCCAGAAAGGAGGGGGCAUGUGUCUGUACAACAUGCCCAACAUGAACGACCUGGUGGGCGGCAAGAGGUGCGGCAACGGCUUUGUGGAGGACGGAGAGGAGUGCGACUGCGGGGAACCCGAGGAAUGCACCAGUGACUGCUGCCACGCAAACAACUGCACCCUGAGGGGCGAUGCACAGUGCGCGCAUGGUGUGUGCUGCGACGGCUGCAAAUUGAAGCAGGCCGGCACCAUGUGUCGGGGGCCGGCAGGGUCGUGUGACCUUCCAGAGUACUGCACGGGGGCGUCGCCAUACUGUCCUCCCAACGUCUACCUGCUGGACGGCUCCACGUGUCAGUACGGGCGCGCGUACUGCUACAACGGCAUGUGCCUGACGCACGAGCAGCAGUGCCUGCAGCUGUGGGGCUACGGAGCUCGGCCAGCCCACGACGCCUGCUUCGAAGACGUCAACGCAGCAGGAAAUGCAUUUGGGAAUUGUGGGAAAGACGAACACGGCACCUACAAGAAGUGCGAGAAAAGUGAUGCCAAAUGUGGUAAGAUCCAGUGCCAAAGUGCCGCCAAAAAGCCCAAAGGCACCAACGCCGUCGCCAUUGACACCAUCAUCAAGACCGGAGACAAGUGCCGCGGCACCUACGUGUACAGCACGCAGGACGGCCAGGACGACCUACCCGACCCCGGCCUGGUCACCACUGGAACCAAAUGUGGAGAGGGGAAGAUACGUGCUUGUAUCUUUGUAAUAUGUGCCCGUAUCUUCGUAAUACGGGCCUGUAUCUUCAUGAUGCGCCCCUGUAUCUUCAUGAUAUGCCUGUAUCUUCAUGAUAUGCCUGUAUCUUCGUAA
Messenger RNA from Thalassophryne amazonica, 2157 nucleotides. Its product is annotated as disintegrin and metalloproteinase domain-containing protein 19-like. The record is from RefSeq and is a predicted model, not a curated record. Gene Ontology annotation, molecular function: metalloendopeptidase activity. The transcript has 16 exons. NCBI's taxonomy places the organism in Eukaryota, Metazoa, Chordata, Actinopteri, Batrachoidiformes, Batrachoididae. The coding region runs from base 1 to 2157 and encodes 718 amino acids. Gene Ontology annotation, biological process: proteolysis.